GAAACUAUAAUACUUCUGGCUUGCUAGUAUGAUUCAGUGUUCCGCCUGUGCCUUCCGUUGAUGUUGCAUUGUGUUCAGCUGGGAAAACAUCAAUUUGUCGUUCAUUCACCCUCAGGAAAAAGAUAUCAAAAUGGGUGAUUUCGAUUAUGAAAUUCCUCGUGAAGAGGCUGCAGCAGGAGAUGCUGUAGAAACAGAUGAGACAAACAAAUUACAAAGUAUUCACUUGAACUAUAUACGCACUACGUUGAGGGAUAAAUUCUUUGAGAAGAUGCCUAAUGAAUCGUCCUUACUCGACGAAUCAAUAGAAUCCAGAACCGGCUUAAGUGGCUUCAUGUCGGCGGUCUAUGAUUUUACUUUCUCUACGAAAAAUAUCGUGACUGGGAAAGUAACUAAACAUUCCUUAUUCAUCAAAUUCAUGAAGGGUAACGAAAAUUUCCGAAAAUCAGUGCGAGCAUAUACACAAUUUGCAAACGAAAUAUUUGCUUAUGACAAAAUAAUUCCAUACUACAAGGAAGUGAUAAAAGGAUCACCCAGGUGCAAGAUUGACGUUGAUAAAUGGAUCCCAACUACAUACUUCGCAGAAUAUGGCAAUAUUGCAGGCCUGAAUACGUGCUUUGACUCUACGAUUAAAACCUCGCUCAGUGGAAAAUCAUCCGAACCUCCUAUCAGCAAGGAAAGUUACGAAUCUUGUUUAGUUCUCGAAAAUAUGUUACCUCAUGGAUUUCGUGGUGGUCCUCGGUUGCAUUUGGAUAAACAGCAUUUGAAAUUGAUGACCAAAUUGAUAGCAGAAUAUCAUUCCAUUACAUAUGCAUCGAGGAUUCGUGGAGACGAGGAAUUUGAAAAUCUUGUUGGAGGCAUAAUACCACUUCCUUUUAUUACGGAAGAAGACGUGAAUGUUUACAAAUCCAUAUACGAUCCAGCAUUUUUACGAUUUUUCCAGUAUGUAGAUCGUGUCGGUUCUGAAUGUGAUCCUGACUUUUUCCAGGCUUUGAAUAAAUUCAAGAACUUGUAUGGUGAUAAACCCCUUGAAUUACUAGAACGGUUCCGCGAAAUAGAUGAAACGUUCUCGGUGAUUCUUCAUGGGGAUUACAAUCGAAAUAAUGUCCUGUUUCAUUAUGAUAAGAAGGAGGGAUUUGAAAAUCCAACUGAUAUCCGAAUGAUUGAUUUUCAGGAAAUGCGAUAUGGUUCCCCAGCGCUGGACUUGGCCUUCUUUAUGUAUAUGAAUAUUCAUCCUUCAAUACGGGAAGAAAUUUGGAUGGAGUUAUUAAAGUAUUAUCAUGUGACACUUAUCACUUCUAUUUGUGAUAUUUUAGGAUUUGAGUUCCCCGUAGAACAUGAUAGUCUUAAGAAAUACAGUUUUGAAAAUUUCUAUGAGCACUUUAGGAAGUUUGCAUUCUAUGGGGCCGUAGUCUGCUUUCAGUUCCUUCCAUGGAUGGAGUGUUCGGAAAAAGAGUGCGCUUAUCUUUCGUAUUACUUCGAGAAGGACAUGUUUUCUGAAAAGUUCUCACAUGCUCUCCAGAAUGUAGGUGGGGAUAGAGCAAAUAAAUUAGUUCUUGACGUAGUUCAUCACUCUUGGCAGCAGGGAUACAUGGACGCUAUUUUAAAUGAAGGAAAUCUAUUUUUGUAAUCUUAUAUUCAAUAUUUUACAAAUGAACACCAUAAACUGUAACCUAUUUGAUGAAAAUAAAGGGUUUUGCCUGCAAUAAAAUGGUAA
Hermetia illucens (black soldier fly) is the source of this 1714-nucleotide messenger RNA. RefSeq lists its product as uncharacterized. Lineage: Eukaryota; Metazoa; Arthropoda; Insecta; Diptera; Stratiomyidae. The transcript is spliced from 6 exons. The record is from RefSeq and is a predicted model, not a curated record. Bases 131 to 1627 code for a protein of 498 amino acids.